Saccharomycopsis crataegensis is the source of this 2331-nucleotide messenger RNA. It is a transcript of the gene REC8, whose product is annotated as Rec8p. Gene Ontology annotation, molecular function: protein binding. Lineage: Eukaryota; Fungi; Ascomycota; Saccharomycetes; Ascoideales; Saccharomycopsidaceae. The transcript has a single exon. Bases 1 to 2331 code for a protein of 776 amino acids. The record is from RefSeq and is a predicted model, not a curated record.
AUGUUCUUGACUCUGGGAUUGCUCACCACACAAGACCAGUCAACGGGAAUCGGCACAAUCUGGCUCCUUGCAACCCUCGGCAAUAAGUCUUCCCAUAAAAGACUUCAAAAGCGAGAGAUAUCUGAUGUUUCCAUUCCCGAUGUUUGCGCAAUAAUAUCUUCCAAAGUCGAACCAUCAUCCCUCAAGCUUAGUUCCAGACUCCUUUAUGGUAUUAGCAUCGCCCAUAAACAAAAGACCACUUACCUCUAUCUCGAGGCAUGCGUAACAAAGAAUAACAUCCAAAAAAAUAUUCUAUACAAAAAGAUUCUGAACAAAGAUUCGGGACACCAUGUAUUACCUAUUCAAGGGUUAUUGAAUGUUGGUCCAGCAAAUAUCCGUCCCAUUGUGACAUCGAGCUUUUCAAGGAUUAGCGGAGGAACCAAUAGCAGAGUCGCUAAGGUGCUUUUUCUAGCAGAUGAUGGUAAUUUCGAUGUCAAUAGGGAUUUGGUUCAAAGUGACAAAGCUCUUGCUGAUUUGUUACUUGGGGAUAAAGAAGCCCCUGAAACCAACAUAGAUGAUAGUACUGAAUUUUCAAAGGAAACCGCCCAAAGACGACAACAUAUGAAUCAGAUCCAUGUUGACGACCAGUCAGACUCUUAUAAUGUAUCAUUAGUUUUUUCUCCUAUACAUAGUACUCCUGGUCGUGGUGAUGAGCCUUCAAAUACCAGCAGAUUUCAGUAUGCCAAUAUCAGUGAUUUUGAAGCUGUACCUAACAAUGAGUAUAACCAUCACUCACUAAUCGAUGAAAAUAAUGACAUGUUGGGCGACGUGGUUUUUGAGUUUGAUCAAUCCGGCGAUUUGCUAUUCAAUUACCCUAAUAAUAAUAUUGAACCUACCUCCCCUGCUGUUAUCACCUCUCCAUCUCCGGCACCCAACGUCCCUGGGCCUGCAAUUGAUGCUAUUUCCGCAGCAGAUGGGUUUGGCCUUGACUUUACCAAUAUUGAGGUUAGUCUUCCCAUUGAAAACCUAGAAGAUCACCCCACUGCUGUUUCCCUCAAAACUUCUCCAUCGCGCAGCACUAGCAAAACCCCUUGGAAACGCUCUGGAACAGGCUUCAUUCAAAUUGAUGAUAUCACUGCAUUUAGCACCUCUGAAUUAAGACACAAUAGAGAUAUUUUUGAAGAAAGAAUGGAUGUUGAGAGCAAGAAGCAUGAGGAGAGAAGGCUUGGAGCUAUGCAGCGGUAUAAGGGAGGAAUUGGUAUGAUCUCUAUCACUGGAAAUCCAAUCAGUGCUAUUGAUAUCAUCAAAAGAAGUAGAAAUGAAAAUAAAUUAUAUUCAAAUUUGAUCCGCCAAACAGAACAUUUUCUGGCUGGAACAACUAUUCUUGGUAUAGCCACUGGACACAUCCGCCAGGAAAAAGAGGAUGAGUAUCAAAUUGAAGUAGGGCGUCAUAAAAACCGCUCUCGUUCAGCUUCAAUUUCAAAGAAUUCGGUUGGCGAUUUAUUUGAAAGGGCCACAGCUGAGAUUGGAAGACACGUUGAUCUUGAUUUGGAUGCCUCUGCCCAAGAACAAAUGAUGAUGAUGGAUUUUGCUAACGAUCCAUUUGGUACUGAUUUCGCAGACAAAAAAUACGGUAAUGGAAAACGCCCACUUGAAGAAGAUGAGGAGUUCUUUUUAGACUUUUCUGGUCAGCCACUUGACCUUGAUUUGCAAGAUGCUCUUGUUAAGCGCCGCAGAACCGCUUCUGUUGAUGGUGGUUUAAGAGAUGUAUUGUUUGGAAACUUCAGCAGAUCCAGUAGCAGAAAUAGCAGGUUCCAGUGCCAUUCUGGAUCGAUGUCUCGCUCUCGCUCUCGUUCACAAAGCAUCGGACCCAAAUCCUUUAAUCUCAUCAACCAGCCACUUUAUGAAAUCUCUGUUGAGCAAGGGCAACCUAACACUGUAAAAGUUUUAAAUGGCCAAGUCAAACGGUUUUUUGAGUACCUCCAAAACAAAGUAGCUUCAAAAUUGGUAAGAACGGUUGAAAACGCGACAGGUUCAAUGGCAUCAUCAGUUGAUGAUAUACCAACUGAAUUGAUCUCAAAGUUCCAAAAAAGUCUUGAUGGAAGUUUGGCCAAACUAACAUUCGAAGAUAUUGCUCCAAGCAAGUACUCUGAAAGAGAUGAAAAGCUACAGCCUGAAGAUGCGGAUGGGUCGAAAAGGAAAAAAGCAUGCUCUAGGUCCCUUGCCUCCAGUGCUUUCUUGUGCAUUUUGCAAUUAGCGUCGAGAUCCUUGAUUGAUUUAUCCAUUGAUUCAAUAACAGAAGACCAUUCCCCUUCAAAGCCAAAAGAUAUUGCUGUGACUUUCAAUUAUUAA